ACCCUGAGCCUCUUCAUUUCAACUGUAAAGUGAAUGGGCAGAACUGGUGAAUGUGAUGUCUCUGAUUUUGGACCCGAUUGGAGACUCCCUUAUCUAAACGGUGCACAGGUAGAAGCAGUGGAGGUCCACAGAGUCUUGAGGGUCCGGGUACACAGAUCAGCUCCAGACAAAGGAAAACGCUGGAAAACAGUGAAGGUCCCACCCCUGCGGAAACGCAGCUGACUUCUGAGCCGAGCACCAAACCGGAAUCCUCUACUCCAGCCAAUCAGACCAGCAAAUGCUCAGCGGUAUCGUUUCCGCUCCCUGAACCCAGAGUGCCUUAUCCCCGCUUCUCCUCUCUCAACGAGAGGGACCAGAGGAGUUAUGUGCAGUUCAUGGAAAAAUACAGGAAUUUGCACAAGGCCGGAAGGAUAUCGGCGAGAACGUUGGAGUAUCUCGCACAAUAUUCUGAGCUGAAGAAUGCUGUCUGGAAAGAAAUACCGGACUUUAUGAAAUAUCUGCAGAAUGUGGCGCGAACAUGCGCUGAAGAUUACAAUGUCAUCAGUCCUGAUGCUCUCCGCUACACUGAGGAGGUUUUAUUGGCAAGCAAUGAAAAUGUGAAGAAAUAUCCAGAACUUUACACUGUCAGUGAAAUGAUAAGCAUCAUGGGAGGGAAAUUCAUCCCAGAUCUCACCCUCCAACUGGAAAAGAAGCUCCUGUGCCUGGGCAGGGCCUUAUUUCUGCGGGUACCGAAUCAAGCUUCGUCGCACCCGGUAACAACAGAUUAUAAAACCAUCACUGCGUUUACUCCGCCCACAGAGAGGGCCUCUGCUUUUCAGUCCGAAAUUAGCAGUGAUGCGAAUGCAGAGAAGUUGAGCGCAAAGUAUGGAGCAAAGGUGUCUCUGACCAACAGAGCAUUGUUUACUCUGUUGAAUAAUUGUGGGCCAAACUAUACCGAACAAUGGGAAGUUCCAGUACAUGUGAAAACCAUCUGUGAUGAAGGAAAUAAGAUGGUGAAAGUUGUCUUCAUUGACUCACCCCUACCAAAGAAAAAUCUGACUGUGAGGGAGAAGAACCUGCUGUUUUACGAAGUUCCUCUUGACCUGUUGAUGACGAAAAAAUAUUACAUCGCUGUGUCUAGCAUGACGCUAGACAAACCUGAAAGAUCUGACAUGUUCGCGGAGAAAGACUUCCGUUCCUGUGAAGACCAAAGAAGCCUUAGCACACAUGAAAACAAGGACUUUGACCUUGCUGCUGACUUCACUGAACUGGAAACAUUUGGAUCAAUUCCCCCGGCCUCGAAAAAGCCAAAAGGCGCAGAUGCCUGUAAACGCAGCUCGAUGCCCAGCACACCCCUAUCUCCUCCUGCAGCAGAGGACGAUAAGAAGAAGGAAGUUAUAGAGGAGGAAGCAAAUUCCCUGGAGAUAACCAAAAAAAUAAUGCAGCAGAAACGGCUUAGCUUCAGGAUGUCCAAACUCAGCCAUAGCGGAGAAUCAAACACUGAAGAGACCACUGAUUGUGAGGGGGGAUUCAAAUCAGACCAGAAGAUGACUGACCCUAAGAAAGAGAGGGGAAGCGAAGGAGGCAGUGAUGCAUUGCCUGGCACAGACUCAGAUGAAGCGGCCUUUAUUAAGGGGUUUGCUUUAGAAAGGGAUGAUAACUGUGUUGACAGUGACUCUGAUGGCGAGCGACUGGUCAUCGAUACGAGUUAUACGGAAAGUAAUGUGAAAUCAGCUCAGAGUGAUUCGGGACCCAACUUGCAGAAGCUCGAUCAUCAGGAUCCCAAAGAUAUCAUUCCAGAUACCCCUCGGUCACCAUCGCCUGAACCAGAUGUGCCCAGCAGCCAAAUACAGAAAGCAACUGCCCCAGGGCGAAAAAGAAAGGCAUCAAAGCCCCUCUCGAAGGAGUCUGACCCAGUUGGGCAGAUUAUGAAAAUGCAGUGUGAACUGUUAAAACCAAGUCGCAAACGUCUGAUGGAUCAGCCACAACUAACCCAAGAACAAAACUCGCAGCGCGUAAACCCAGCUCAUGGCCAAUCGCCACCUACCGCCAAGCAGAGUUCCGCUGCAUUCAGGAACGUGCCCAGCUCUUGGUACAUGACGGCCCAGAACAGCACACGUUUCCUCUCAGAGGAGCUACAAAGCUGCAAUGAAGCAGAGUCUGAUUACACAGCUCCUCCAAGCGGCAAUGUCACCUACAAACUCUUCAGCUUGUCUGAUCUCCUCUUACUCGUACGUGGUAAUGUUCCCAAAACACAGAUCAGACCACGCUCAAACAAAGCGGUAGCAAAGAAGCACGUGCCUAUUUAUGUGUUCCCUAAACUGGAAUAUCAGCUGGCGUAUGGAAUCGAAGCCUUAACUGAAAGUGAAAUCUGUCGGUUAUGGACUGAAAGUCUCCUCAAUUCAAACGCCUGGUUUUAUAUUGGUCACAUUGAUGUCUUCACAUCAAAACUGAUUUUGAUUGACCAGUUUCCAGCAUUAUCAAUAGCAGAAAAAUUUGGAUCUUUCAACCCUUUAAAUUCAUUGAAUAUCUUGCACCAUAUACUGAAAAAAGUUUCAAGUUUACCAGAGGGCAGAUACUUGUUGAGUCAUUCCUCAGGCGACUCAUCCAUGACUAUCUAUCGCAACUCGCAAGGAGGAAAGUUCACUAGAGCAGCCUAUAACCUUCACGCUGCACACAGCACACUACCUCCCAUCCCAUCUACUCUCUCAGUGCCCUGGGUACCCCUGGAUCCCAACAUCCUGCUGCCUUACCACAUCCACCAUGGCAGAGUUCCCUGUACCUUUCCUCCUGGGUCCUCAGACGAUCUUCAAAUUCAAAAGAGAGGUGUGGCCAAAGCAAACAGAGGAAUUCCUGCUCAAAGAAAGGCGGCUGCUAUGGAAACAAAGAACCGGCCCCCACCAGCCCAGCCCAGUGGAAAUGAAGGGGUGGCACCGAGGAGAAAAAAGAAUAAAGGGAAGAGAGCAAAUCGAAAUAAGCGGUGGAAAGAAAAGAAGAAGCUGAAGAAGGCACAGAGCGUGAAGGGCCAGUGAGACUGGGGUGUGAGGCGGUGCCAGCGCUGCCUAUUAGUUACAUUCCACUCGCAGACAGGCAAAGGCAGCACACGUCCCUUCCCCUUUCUAAAGGCAUGAAACAGCUGUCAAGCAGGGCCAGCCCUCUCCUGGAAAGACUAGUGAGUGAUCUGAGGAAUUUGUCAGAGGGCCAACCUUCGAACAAUAGCAACACCGACAUACACCUCGACACCAGGUUUCCCUUACCCUUGCAAGAACCAAACACUGAUUUGUGUCCGUUCAGGCGGCUGAUUUCAAGGGGGCUUAGCACUGUUUUCACGACUAGCCGGUUGGAAAGAAAGGGCUCCGAUUUGAUGAGGAUUGUUACUGUUGCUUCAAAAUAAAAAUCAGAGCUCAUUGUCUUUGAAAGGUUUGACUCAAUAGAAAUUGUCCUGAAAUGCCGGCGGAUUGUUAAGUGAUGUUCUUUGCAAUGUGGUUUUAAUGAACAGAGAAUGGAGAAUGACUCACUCUCUGGUCAUUCGGGGUGCAGCCUCUGGACUAAUUUCAGAAACAAAAGCACUCAUUCAAGUAACUGCACAGCCCAUGUCGGGCAAGUUGUACAUGUUACGUCAAUAUUCCAAAGCAAGAGGCUGUUCAGUUCCUGUUUAAUACAUUUCUGUUAAUAUACUUUUAAUAAAAGCCAUCAAUUGGG
This is a messenger RNA of Carcharodon carcharias (great white shark), 3681 nucleotides long. RefSeq names its product interactor of little elongator complex ELL subunit 2 (gene ice2). Bases 375 to 3011 code for a protein of 878 amino acids. Gene Ontology annotation, cellular component: transcription elongation factor complex. Gene Ontology annotation, biological process: snRNA transcription by RNA polymerase II; positive regulation of transcription by RNA polymerase III; snRNA transcription by RNA polymerase III. The transcript has 14 exons. Lineage: Eukaryota; Metazoa; Chordata; Chondrichthyes; Lamniformes; Lamnidae. The record is from RefSeq and is a predicted model, not a curated record.